Cariama cristata (Red-legged seriema) is the source of this 2489-nucleotide messenger RNA. RefSeq names its product SH3 domain containing ring finger 1 (gene SH3RF1). The transcript has 10 exons. Gene Ontology annotation, molecular function: protein binding. The annotation marks the transcript as partial. The record is from RefSeq and is a predicted model, not a curated record. Lineage: Eukaryota; Metazoa; Chordata; Aves; Cariamiformes; Cariamidae.
GGUGUACCUCAGUUACCAUGUGCCAAAGCAUUGUAUAACUACGAGGGAAAAGAACCUGGAGAUCUUAAAUUCAGUAAAGGAGACAUCAUCAUUUUGCGUCGACAGGUGGAUGAAAAUUGGUAUCACGGAGAAGUCAAUGGCAUCCAUGGCUUUUUUCCUACCAAUUUUGUUCAGAUUAUUAAACCUUUACCUCAACCUCCGCCUCAGUGCAAAGCACUUUAUGACUUUGAAGUAAAAGACAAGGAAGCAGAUAAAGACUGUUUACCAUUUGCAAAGGAUGAUGUUCUGACUGUAAUUCGCCGCGUGGAUGAAAACUGGGCAGAAGGAAUGCUGGCUGACAAGAUAGGAAUAUUUCCAAUAUCAUAUGUUGAGUUUAACACAGCAGCCAAACAGCUGAUAGAAUUGGAUAAGCCUUCAGGUUCUGCUGUUGACUCUGGAGAAGGUACCUCUGGGGCAGCGCACAACAAUUCAACCCAAAAGCACACCGAUACUAAGAAAAACACCAAAAAACGGCACUCUUUUACCUCCCUCACUAUGUCCAACAAGUCUUCACAGUCUUCUCAGAAUCGCCACUCAAUGGAGAUUAGUCCUCCUGUCCUCAUCAGCUCCAGCAACCCAACCGCAGCAGCCCGCAUAAGCGAGCUGACUGGACUUUCCUGUAGUGCCCCUUCUCAGGUUCAUAUCGGUACUACAGGGCUAAUUGUGACUCCACCCCCUAGCAGCCCAGUCACAACAGGGCCUUCAUUUACCUUCCCAUCAGAAGUUACCUACCAAGCUGCUCUUGGUAAUAUGAAUCCCCCGCUUCCGCCACCACCUCUCUUGUCUCCUGCAAUCAUUGCAUCGGCCUCUUCUGGACCUCAGUCUGCAGGUGUAAUACAAAGGCCUACGUCAGGAUCAACCGACCAAGUGGCCCAUUUACGACCACAAACUCGUCCAAGUGUGUAUAUUGCUAUAUACCCUUACACUCCUCGAAAAGAAGAUGAACUGGAACUGCGGAAGGGAGAAAUGUUCUUAGUGUUUGAGCGCUGUCAAGAUGGCUGGUUCAAGGGAACUUCCAUGCAUACAAGCAAGAUUGGUGUUUUUCCUGGAAAUUAUGUGGCUCCAGUUACAAGGACAGUGACAAGCGCAUCACAAACAAAAGUUCCCAUGUCUACCGCUGGCCAAACAGGGCGAGUGGUAACUAUGGUCAGCCCUUCCACUGCUAGCGGAACAUCUCAGAAGCUCCAGGGGAACGGUGUGGCAGUGAACUCCAGCACAGUACCCACAGCUGUGGUCUCUGCAGCGCAUAUCCAAACUAGUCCGCAAACCAAGGUCCUUAUGCACGUGACAGGACAAAUGACAGUCAACCAGGCUCGCAAUGCAGUUAGAACAGUUGCUGCACACAGUCAAGAAAGACCUACGGCAGCAGUAACGCCCAUACAAGCACAGAGUCCAACAUGCCUUAUUCCUGCAGCUGUGAUCAUUCCCCACCACUCUGUUGCUUCCCAGCAGCUCCAGCCCCAGCUUCCAAAUACUGCUGCUUACGUCACGGCUGUGAAUGUGAACCGUUCAACCAUCCCGCUGGCAUGUGCAGCAGCUUCUUUGAAUUCUCCCAACGUUGCUGCUUCAUCUUUGGAGGGAGAUGUUAGCGGAAGAACUGUAAACACUCACCCUGGAGCUCCUGCAUCUCUGGAGAGUGCUUUAGCAGCUGGUGGAAAUGCUGCUGCCACUAAAGCAGACAAGGACAGCAAGAAAGAAAAAAAAGGUUUGCUGAAACUGCUUUCUGGAGCAUCCACUAAACGCAAGCCCCGAUUGUCACCUCCAGCAUCACCAACACUGGAGGCUGAGCAAGCAGCCGCAGAGUUAGCCCUGCAAGGUGCAGUCGGGCCAGAGCUUCCGUCAGCAGGCGGUCACAGCAAAGCUGGGUCCUGUCCCACCGACAGUGAAGUCUCUGGGCUGGCACAGGAGACGAUGCAUCGGAAAACAAGUUCCCUGGAUUCCUCUAUUCCAAUAGCACCGCCACCUCGGCAGCCUUGCUCAUCCCUGGGUCCGGUCCUGAAUGAGUCCAGGCCUCUUGUCUGUGAAAGGUACAGAGUUGUGGUAUCAUAUCCUCCUCAGAGUGAAGCAGAACUUGAACUCAAGGAAGGUGACAUUGUUUUUGUACACAAAAAACGUGAGGAUGGCUGGUUCAAAGGCACUCUGCAACGAAACGGAAAAACUGGCCUUUUCCCCGGCAGCUUUGUAGAGAGCAUUUGAGAAGAUUCUUUCCAAGAGCUUCAAAUCAUACUGUACUGUCAAAUAGCACAAAUAUUUUACCAGAAAAAGCACAGUCAUGAAAUAUUUUCAAAUGACUGUAAUGUAAACAAAAAAUCUACAUAUUUUUACAGUGUCUAUAGCACAAUUACACCAGCGAACAAAGAAGAUGAAGGCAUCUGCUGGUUUUAUCACUUUGGAUUCUUAAGUGUGAUGUGUGCCUUGUACUGUCUUGAUUUGUUAUAUAGAGGAACUUU